AAGGAGGAUGUAGAUCCUAAGUUAAAAACACUAGUUAUCCAAGUGAAUUUUACCAGAGGUACUCAAGACACUAUUGUAGAGGUACAUUUCUGGAAUUUUGGAGUUUUGUUUAUCGACUUAUAGGGUUUCUAACAUUGAAAAACUUGGUUUUUAAGGCAUUUUUCAGUAUUUUCCCUAUAACUCGACCAAGAAAGGUCUCAAAACAAUUUCCCACAAAUUUACGUCUGUGGAAUGCCCUUGAGUACCGAGGGUAAAAUGUUUAACUCGAUCGGAUGCAAUUUAAUGCGAGUCAUAAUACGGCACAAUCAAAAACUGACGAACAACCGUAGUUGAAAACUUGAAACAAAAACCAAAAAGUGCUCUAUUGAGUUUCCAAUCAGUUCUGAAAGUACAAAGCCGCUUUAGUUUUUAUUGUACAGCAUUUCUACGCAAAGCCCCAAAAGAGGGAAGGUGUACCCUUAAGAAGGCUCUUUGAUCAAACGCUGCUGGAAUACCAGUCCACUUUGUCCAAAAAGGAGUAAAAGGAGAUCAAAGCAGGAGAAAAUUUUAUUUUGGAGGAAUUAGGAGGAAAGGAGUACGAUGCCAGGGUUAAUCACAUAAUGAACGGGUUUAUCACUCAUGGUAGACGUAGAUGAUAUUUUUUAUAAAUGAUUACUGUAAUGAGCAAGGUUUACUAAGCCAUAUGCAAACUGUGCAUAAGCCAAAAACAGCAACGACGCCGAAAUCUCAGACAAAUGGAGAACAAAGACAUCAUGAAUAUAACAUGUCUGAACAAGAUGAACAACAAAUGGAUAGAAGUACAUCAACCAUUGGUGCAGAUGAACAAAAACCCGCUAUAUCAUCCACUAAUGGCUCUGUGAAUUAG
Molecule: messenger RNA, 865 nt
Organism: Didymodactylos carnosus
Lineage: Eukaryota; Metazoa; Rotifera; Eurotatoria; Philodinida; Philodinidae
Source: the annotation of a GenBank genome assembly